Saccharomycopsis crataegensis is the source of this 1239-nucleotide messenger RNA. RefSeq names its product TauD/TfdA dioxygenase family protein. NCBI's taxonomy places the organism in Eukaryota, Fungi, Ascomycota, Saccharomycetes, Ascoideales, Saccharomycopsidaceae. The transcript has a single exon. The record is from RefSeq and is a predicted model, not a curated record. Gene Ontology annotation, cellular component: cytoplasm. Gene Ontology annotation, molecular function: 2-oxoglutarate-dependent dioxygenase activity. The coding region runs from base 1 to 1239 and encodes 412 amino acids.
AUGUCUUUCACUCAAGUUGAACAAAUAUCCAAGACAAUUGAUAAAAUCAGUCUUGCUAAUGAUAAUGGUGGAACAGAAAAUAAAGUCCUCGUCGAUCUUAAAAACAUCAAUGGCUACAACCCUGGUUUCCAAGACUCAUACCCACGUGAAAGUGUUCCCGAACACACCAGGAAUAGAUUGGAAAAGUACGGUAUUGACCUAUCAAGAGGCUAUCCAGAGAGACCAGAAAACAUCCCAUACUAUUUAGACGAAGGCUAUGCAGUUAGAAACAGGCCUAAUCCAAAUUAUGUCGAAAGAGGUAAGAAUGCAGACCCUGAAAAGAAAGCAUUGUUUUCAGCAGCCAAGGAAGUUAAGAAUUUAUCUACUUUCAUCGGUACUGAAUUAGUGGGUGUUCAAUUGAAUGAUUUGAAUGAAAAACAAUUAGAUGAAUUGGCAUUAUUAAUCGCUGAGCGCGUGGUAGUUGUCUUCAGGAAUCAAGAUUUAUCGCCACAAAAACAUAGAGACAUUGGACAAUAUUACGGUGAGGUUGAAGUUCACCCACUAGUUACUCAUGUUCCUGGUCUUCCUGGCAUCACCACCGUCUGGGCCGAGUUUAACCGUGGAGGUCCAUUGCUCAAAUACAAGAAAGGUUUGCAUCAAGGAUGGCAUACCGAUUUGGUUCACGAGUUUUCCCCAGCAGGAAUUACUCAUUUGCACUUAGAUUCUAUCCCGGUAGUCGGAGGAGACACUUCUUUUGCUUCUGGAUAUGCUGCCUUUGAUAAACUUUCUAAACCAUUACAACAAUUUUUGGAAGGAAAAUUUGCCCUCAAUAAGUCAGCACACAAUUAUUACAAUCGUGACAAUAUCUUGGGCGGUGUUGAGCCUAUUGUUAGAAAGCACCCGCUAGUCAUUACCCAUCCAGCAACAGGUUGGAAAAGUUUGUUUGUUAACAGAGCACAUACUAUUGGUAUUGUUGGUUUAGAAGAGUCCGAAUCUAAGGUGAUUCUAGAGUACUUGUUUGAUAUUUAUGAGAAAAGUUUAGAUAACCAAGUGCGAAUCAGUUGGCAACCAACUACACUGGGAUUAGGAACUUCGGUGAUUUGGGACAAUAGAAUCAGUCAGCAUAUUGCUAUUCCAGACUAUAAUGACGAAAUCACUGGUAAAAUCAGACAUGCCAACAGAGUUACUAGCUUGGGUAAUGUUCCAGAAUUUGACACAAAUUCAAAGAGUCAACGAGAAGCGUUGGGUCUAUCAAUUUAA